Argentina anserina (silverweed cinquefoil) is the source of this 624-nucleotide messenger RNA. RefSeq names its product 60S ribosomal protein L27a-2-like. The record is from RefSeq and is a predicted model, not a curated record. Gene Ontology annotation, biological process: translation. The transcript has a single exon. Gene Ontology annotation, molecular function: structural constituent of ribosome. Gene Ontology annotation, cellular component: cytosolic large ribosomal subunit; ribosome. The coding region runs from base 40 to 489 and encodes 149 amino acids. Lineage: Eukaryota; Viridiplantae; Streptophyta; Magnoliopsida; Rosales; Rosaceae.
CCUCCAAAACCCUAAGACCCUCUCACAGAGAGAGCAGCCAUGACCACCAGUCUGAAGAAGAACCGCAAGAAGAGAGGCCACGUCAGCGCCGGGCACGGCCGUAUCGGCAAGCACCGCAAGCAUCCCGGAGGCCGUGGAAACGCCGGAGGCAUGCACCACCACCGCAUCCUCUUCGACAAGUACCACCCGGGGUAUUUCGGUAAAGUCGGCAUGCGCUACUUCCACAAGCUCCGCAACAAGUUCCACUGCCCCGUCGUCAACCUCGAGAAGCUCUGGUCAAUGGUGCCCCAGGAGGUCAAGGACAAGGCGGCCAAGGGAACCGGCGGCGAGGCUCCGUUGCUCGAUGUGACGCAGUUUGGGUACUUCAAGGUCUUGGGCAAGGGGAAGCUUCCCGGAUCUCAGCCGUUGGUUGUGAAGACCAAGCUGAUCUCUAAGGUGGCUGAGAAGAAGAUCAAGGAGGCUGGUGGCGCCGUCGUGCUCACCGCUUAGGGUUUUUUUCUUUGAAUUCUCUGUGUUUUUUAAUUUCAGAAUUAUAAUAUUGUUGCUACACCGUAGUUGAGUGAGAAUUUUUUAAAUUUUCAUCUGACUGCUUUAGAAUGAAAAUUGGAGCUUAAAUUUGCGACU